ACCAGGUUGCUCGAUUACUUUUUCUUUUUCGGUGAAGCACUUUUAACUAGUUCUGGAAGGUAAAAUUACUCAGAAAAGUCUGAAAAUGGUGGCGUCGAAUUCACCACAACAAUCCUGAUUUUCCCCAAAUCGGAAACGGCAACAAAUUCGUCGACCUUGAAAAAAUAUUAAAACAAAAUAAAAAAUUAUACACAGUCAACGGAGUUGGUAGCUCUCACCUGAUCAACUUCACCACGCGCCUCUCUUGAACAUUUCCUCAAUAAAAUUCUCCACAGAAAAACCCCUCAUUUCUUCACCGCUGAAUCGUUUCCUUGAUUUCCCAGAAUAAAAAUCCAAUCUUUUUCAGGACCCAGCUCUAAAAAUGCAUGAUUUCUGUUUCACGAUCCCAUAUGGGCUGCUAUUGGUGUGCGGCGGCGUGAUUGGCUACGUCAAGAAAGGCAGCAUCGCCUCGCUUGGCGGCGGCGCCGGCACCGGAUUGCUGCUCGUCCUUGCCGGUUAUCUCAGCCUGCAAGCAUUUCACAAGCGCAAAAAUUCCUACUUUGCUUUGAUUCUUGAAACGGCUAUUGCUGCUAUGCUAUCAUUUAUCAUGGGUCAACGUUACAUGCAAACCCAAAAAAUCAUGCCAGCUGGUAUCGUUGCUGGGAUCAGCGUUGUCAUGGCUGUAUUUUACCUGUACAAGAUCGCGACUGGUGGAAAUCAUAUUCCACCAAAGAUCGAGUAAUUGGCAAAACACAUGCUGCAUACCGAUUAGAGUUAUACGCACAAAGGUAUUGUUCACCACUUCAGCUUAUUCCCUAGACCUUAACAAAUUAUGUUUCAUCUCCCUUUUUCUUUUUUCUUUUUUUCUCCUUCGUGUGUUUUUGUUUAUGUUUUUGAAUGUAUGAUGUAUGAUUUGAUAGUGCUCAAAGAUUAGCCGACAUGUCUUAUUACUUCAUUUUCUUCUAGUAUGUCAAGUGUUUAUCAGAAUAAGUGUCUUUGUUUUUAA
Messenger RNA from Salvia miltiorrhiza (redroot sage), 985 nucleotides. Its product is annotated as protein FATTY ACID EXPORT 5-like. The record is from RefSeq and is a predicted model, not a curated record. The coding region runs from base 362 to 721 and encodes 119 amino acids. Gene Ontology annotation, cellular component: membrane. Lineage: Eukaryota; Viridiplantae; Streptophyta; Magnoliopsida; Lamiales; Lamiaceae. The transcript is spliced from 3 exons.